UAUGUAGUCUGCUGUAUUACCGCUUCACUGAAAAAAAAACUAGCGUUGUGCAGACCGGCUGCGGUCGAGUCGGCAGUCGAGGUACCCGCCAUAACCGCCGAGCGAGCCAACCGACGUGGAUGUUUGGCACGCGCGCGCUACCCAUUACUUUUUCGCCGGAUACGCAUGUGAUAGUGGCCACAGACGACGCACCGGUGCGUCCGAUACGAUGUGAUCGGCACGCUAAAAUUAUGCCGUACAGAAUACAAACGGUACAACUCCGUGGAUGUGGCGCGGCCGGCGCUUGGACGCUAUUGCUAGCCGCAUUUCUAUGGAUAACCGUUUGUACUGCCAGCUUACAGCAAGUCACUACCGUAGUCGGUGACACCGACGAUGACUCUGCAGCCGCGGUGCCCGUUGUCCACAAGUGUUGCGGCCGUGACGAAAUAGUCGUGGUCGACCGUUGCCGGAACGCCAACUUGACCGGUUACGAUCUGUGGACGCCAGAAUUCACCCGUGAAGACGCGGGCGGUAGUGGACAGGAAAGCGUAUUACCGCCUUUUUCCGUACCUUAUAGACUAGCUACUGGAUUUCCUAACUGCAAGAACCGACAACAAUGGUUGGUGUAUCAUUAUCGCGGGUCCGGCGAUCGUCUGGCGUUGUUCCCCAGUGGUAAACUCAGGCAUUUUGUACUUAAGCACCCACAUGGCCACAACGACGACCAGGAACAACGGGACUUCGAAGUGGACCACGAACGGUCAUUCGAUUACGAACAAGGAUCCUAUUGCUUGGACAAGGUGAUAGACAUAAACCGCUCAGACAUGGAUGCACAAGUGGCCGUCAUAUGUACGCCGCAAAUACCUUCCCCAUGGACGGACACAGACUACGUGAUGCGCAGGGUUGCCAACCCAGCGUGCCACGCUUUGGCCGUCUUAUGUCUUUUGCUAGUGGCCAUCGUCCAUUUUGUAUUGCCACAGCUUAGAGACUUGAUUGGCAACAUGAUGACUACUUUAGCCUGCUGCUUGAUUGUGGCCAAGGUAGCAGACAUCGUGCGUAUAUUUGUGGAGUAUAAUAGUCCAAUCAGCUACUUAACGGCCGACGCUUUUCUUUACAUUUCUACGUUGGGGUCGUUUUUCUGGCUGAACGCGAUGGGUUACUACAUCUGGCGAACGUUAAGGUCCCGUAACGUUUUCCUACGGAUUACCGACGGCCGAAAAUACUGUUAUUACUCGCUGUACGUGUGGGGAUGCACGUUGGCCAUGGGAGGAAUAGCGCUUUUUGCUGAUCUCAUACUGGACACGCAGCACCAACCAAAUGCACAGGCUGGUUACGCCGGUACGCAGUCUCCGGUCGCUUCGUCCGACAGCGCAACAGAUGGAGCUAUCGGGUGGCUCGGCAUAGCUGUUAUGUUCGUACCGGCCGUGUGUACGAUUCUAGUCAAUUUGUUUUUUUAUGUUUCUACAAAGACGGCCAUCAAACGCAUGUCCACCUAUGGGCAGAUUCAUCAUAAAAUGAAAUACAGCUUCGACAUGUUUUCAAAAUUGUUUGCUAUCAUGGUGGCCGACCUGACGCUGUUCGUCUUGUCGUGGACGCCGCACGACGCAUUCUUUUACACGUACGUGGUGGCCAACCCAGUGCAAGCUAUCCUUGUUCUGUAUGUCACUGUCAUCCGGCCCAAAAGGGUCAAGUAUUUGUUGCGGAAAGCUUGUUGCUACGAACGGUGUCCGUUCUCUUGCUGCAGGCCAAAGGAAACAGACAUCCAAGCGGGCACAGAAUGGGGCGAGGAAAUGAUGGCGUUUAAUACUGCAGACUACUGAUCGCCGACCGCGUACAUAUUGAUUAAUUGCAAAAAAGUACCGUUUCUUUAAAGUUCAUUUUUAUUAUUUUUUAAAUUAUUGAUUUUGUAUGAGAUUUUUUUUAUGGAAAAUACGUGAUAUUAUCAAAACGUACAGUACGCGACUGAUGAUGAACAUAUAACAUUAUGUAUAUACUAUAUAGGUACCUAAUAGUUAUAGAA
Messenger RNA from Adelges cooleyi (spruce gall adelgid), 1996 nucleotides. It is a transcript of the gene mthl5, whose product is annotated as probable G-protein coupled receptor Mth-like 5. The transcript has 6 exons. Gene Ontology annotation, biological process: cell surface receptor signaling pathway. Gene Ontology annotation, cellular component: membrane. Lineage: Eukaryota; Metazoa; Arthropoda; Insecta; Hemiptera; Adelgidae. Gene Ontology annotation, molecular function: transmembrane signaling receptor activity. The record is from RefSeq and is a predicted model, not a curated record. Bases 120 to 1796 code for a protein of 558 amino acids.